AAAACCCGUCCGAAACGAAUGCCCAGUACCGCCGACGACCUCUCCACACCUUUCUCUCACAAAUUCGAACGCUCAAGACGCUUCCAGUCGACACCGCCCCCGCCGCCGUCUCUCGCCGACGUGCCACCGGAGGCACUCUCCUCGCCUUCAACGCAUCGCCGCUCCCCCUUUGCGCCCCAUGGACUCCUCCCCCGCCGCCGCGCUGUCCGCGCCGACGACGGCCUCCGCCCCGCCGCUCGAUGACUGCCUCCGCCUCCUCCGUGGCGAGCGGGACGAGCAGAAGUUGGCUGGCCUCCUCAUCGCCGCAAACGUCUGCCGCGCCGGCGACGCCGCCGCUGUCGCCGAGGUCUACCGCGCCGUCGGGCCCCGCUUCCUUCGCCGCCUCCUCAACACUGGGUUGGGGAAAGUGGAGGGAGGGAAGGAGGAGGAGCGGGAGGCGUACCUGCGGCUCGCCGUGACUGUUCUAUCUGGGCUCGCGCGCGUACCGGAGGUUGCAGCCGACGAGGGGGUCAUCUCGAUUGUGCCCCUCAUUGCCGAGGUCGUUUCCAAAUCGUCUGAGCUGACAAUUACUGAAGAAUGUUUUGAACUUCUGUCACUCAUUGCAAUAGCCUCCGAAGAUGGGGCAUACAAGUUUUGUGAGCCUGGAGUAAUGGCCAUGCUCUUCAGUCAAAUUAUCAACUUUCCAGAUGGUUCAAGGUGCUCAGAGCUUGCCAUUCAUCUAAUUCAAUUACUUGCUCAUAAACUCAGAGCAGAGAACAUGAGUGUGGAGAAUCUGCAAGGCAUGACAAGCAUGGUGACUUCUCUUGCUACGUUUUUUGAUGCUCUUCAUACAGCAGUUAAAUUUGAAUCACUGCAUAUUCUUACCACCCUCCUUUCCCAAAAAGAAUCUCCACUUCAUGAUGCUUUGAGGUCAAUGCCAUCUGCAAUUUGGCAGUCUCAUAUCCGUGGUGGAAUUAUUGCUGUUCUCCAGAACCGUGUUGUGUCUUCUGAAAAGCUGCAAGCUCUUCUUUUGGCGGAGUGUAUGAUGUCUAUACUGGGUGAGAAUUGGUUGUCAAAAGAUUAUAAAGUCCCAGAUAACGAGAAUGGGAUGCCCAUUGACAAAUUUGUAUUGCUUGUACUAGAAUCCGCAAGAGUUGAAGUUGCUGUUCUUCUAAAUGAACUUGCUUAUUUGAAGUACGAGUCAUCAAAAAGUGAUCAGACAGAUGACGCCAUCAGUCAGAAACAGAGAAAUCUGGCUAUAUUAUUUUCAUUAAUAGAAAGAAUAAUAAAAAUGAUAUCGGAUGCCAGUAGCAGUGAAGGUGCACCAACUCAGACUAUUUGUGAGAGGACUAUCAUGAAGGCAAUUACAGGACUAAAUGAGACAGUCAGUUUAGUGUUAGACUUCAUACAGGAUGCGAAGGAUCAUGGGCAAAGGAAAGGUGAUGAUCUUUUGGCAGCUGUGAGAAUAGUAGGAAGCUAUCUGGCAGAGACACCAUAUGCGUGCAAGGAGAAGACUGAACGUCUAUUGGAAUUUAUUUUUUGUAUUGAAGGUCAAGAUGAAUCAAGCCCCUUCUAUUCUGUGUGCUUCAUGCUUCCAAUGCUAUCUCAAAUAACAACGACGGCUGAUGGAUGCAGAACUUUGGCGUCGUUUGGAGGCUAUAGAACUGUUAUAGACUGCCUUAUUAAAAUGACCGAGCAGAAUGGAAUGAUAAUCGACCAUGGUAGCAUGUUUUUAGCAUGCGAUACCAUCAUAAACUUAAUGUCAAAUAAGAAAAAUGCUCAUAUUUCAAUGGAGCCUUAUUUCGUCCGCCUCUUGGAAGCACUUACUACAUGGGCUGGAACAAUGGAUGCUUCGUCAGUCAUCAUGACAGCCUCCAGCUUAUGCACGAUGGUGAUGGACUUGACAUCAGAAGAUUUUCUCUUGAGCUGCUCUGAUUUUGACUCCAAGACCCUUGAGACUUUGUCUGACCUCAUUGUCAGAAGUUUGCAGCAGGAUAUCCCUGACGAUGACGGGGAACAGUUGAACCAAAAGCAAACCAUUAUAUCGGGUUAUAAGCGGUGGGCUGAUCGAUUUCCACGUGUUAAAAAUGUUGUAAACCGGAAUGUGUCUGUCUGAUCUUCAACUAUCUAUACCCAAAAGUUGUGUUCUCUCUUGCAAAUGAAAAUAUGCAUAUGGGAACCUUCAGUCCAAGCAUGCCAUUGCAUCAAGUUUAUCUGAGGCUGGUCAUCAUUGGCAAUUCUUUAUUUACAUGUGACACGAUCACCUGCUGGGGCGUGACCAUGUUACUAAUACCUCAAAUGGCAGCUACUGGUUCUUCUAUGUAAAGUCUGACGCCCUGACAUGAAUACCCUGAUAAGGGCAAGCAGGAUGGCAUCUGCGUGUUUCACAACUACAGGAAGCAAGUGUCUGCGAUGCCGAUAGCAUCUCAGUCUGUUUUAUCUGUCAUUUUGCACAGAACACACAUUUCUAGUGUAAUGAUGGUAUCUUACCUGAUAGGUUCACGGUGCAGCAAACAGUCUUUGUUGUUUAUUUGCAGCUCCGCCCAUAUGAUUGUUGUUCUGUUUCAGCUGCGCACAUGCCAGGAUCAGUUCUAGGAGUAAUAAAGAGCUAUCUCCAUUCUUCCCUCAAAAAAAGAAAAGAGCUAUCGCCAUUCUCCAGGUUUUUCGUGAUGUAUAUUGUUUCUUAUUUGCACGAGGUGCGCCCAUGUGAUUAUUUGUUUCGGAUAAGUACAUGGGUUAUAUGUAGUUUCGGGUCAGUUCUAAUAAAGAACGUUGUAGCUCUGUCAAGGA
Messenger RNA from Brachypodium distachyon (stiff brome), 2769 nucleotides. RefSeq lists its product as uncharacterized. The record is from RefSeq and is a predicted model, not a curated record. Lineage: Eukaryota; Viridiplantae; Streptophyta; Magnoliopsida; Poales; Poaceae. The transcript has 18 exons. The coding region runs from base 179 to 2095 and encodes 638 amino acids.